AUGUCCGGGGAAUCAUCCAGAUAUCGCCGGACUACUACUUUGAGAACUUUCUUUCCAUUCAUUCAACGGCUGUGCAAGCUCGUAUCUGGACCUGGCAUUGCAAACAACGCACUCACUUGUCUGGAUUGGCGACCUGCAUCCUUUGCAGUUGCAGAUAGCUUGAGACAACUGGGAAUCCUCGGGAAAGUGCUUGAGCACAACGGGGUCGUUGAGCUUGAUGUGUGGGCCAACGUCAAGAUUGAGGGGUCUCAAGGCAUUAGCGACAACGAAUCUGGAAAUGCUUGA
Letharia columbiana is the source of this 285-nucleotide messenger RNA. RefSeq lists its product as uncharacterized. NCBI's taxonomy places the organism in Eukaryota, Fungi, Ascomycota, Lecanoromycetes, Lecanorales, Parmeliaceae. The record is from RefSeq and is a predicted model, not a curated record. The coding region runs from base 1 to 285 and encodes 94 amino acids. The transcript has a single exon.